Molecule: messenger RNA, 1884 nt
Organism: Macroventuria anomochaeta
Lineage: Eukaryota; Fungi; Ascomycota; Dothideomycetes; Pleosporales; Didymellaceae
Product: mitochondrial Rho GTPase-like protein
Exons: 3
Coding region: 1-1884 (627 amino acids)
Biological process (GO): mitochondrion organization; signal transduction
Cellular component (GO): plasma membrane; mitochondrial outer membrane
Molecular function (GO): GTPase activity; GDP binding; calcium ion binding
Source: RefSeq, a predicted model, not a curated record
AUGGCGACCGUCCGGAUCUGUGUCUGCGGUGACGAGGGAGUCGGCAAGAGCUCCAUCAUCACCUCGCUCGUCAAGGAUGUCUUCGUCACUGCCAAAAUCCAGCCCGUACUUCCCCAGGUAACGCUGCCGCCUACGCUCGGAACGCCGGACAAUGUCACCACUACCAUCGUUGACACCUCCGCCCUGCCCCACGAACGGCAUGCUCUGCGGAAGGAGCUGCGCAAAUCGAAUGUCAUACUACUAGUAUACUCGGACCACUACAGCUAUGAGAGGGUCGCGCUGUUCUGGAUGCCGUACUUUCGCUCUCUGGGCGUUAAUGUACCGGUGGUGCUAUGUGCAAACAAAGCCGAUCUAGCCUCGAACGGAACGACAUCACAAGUGGUGGCAGAGGAGAUGCUGCCAGUCAUGAACGAGUUUAAAGAGAUCGACUCGUGCAUACGGACCAGUGCGAAGGAGCAUGCAAACAUCAACGAGGUCUUCUUCCUCUGCCAGAAAGCCGUCACCCACCCAAUAGCGCCGCUAUACGACUCAAAAGAGAACGCACUCAAGCCAGCAGCCGUAUCUGCGCUUCAGCGAGUGUUCCACCUCUGCGACACAGAUAAGGAUGGGUACUGGAAUGAUCAGGAGAUACACGAUUUCCAGAUCAAGUGCUUCGAGAAGCCACUGGGCGAGGACGACCUGGCCAACAUCAAAAAAUCGAUGGAGAGGUUUGCACCAGGCGCUACUGGAGAAAAUGGAAUGGAUGAGAAGGGCUUCCUGCUGUUGAAUAAGAUCUUUGCAGAGAAGGGCCGCCACGAGACCAUCUGGAUCAUCCUGCGAAAGUUCCACUACACUGAUAGUCUUAGUCUACAGGACGCAUACUUACGGCCGAAAUUCGAAGUUGCGCAGUUCUCAUCUGCGGAGCUCAGUCCAGCUGGAUACCGAUUCUUCGUCGACCUUUUCCUGAAGUUCGACAAGGACAAUGAUGGAGGACUCAACGACCGAGAACUCGCCAAUCUUUUUGCGACAACACCUGGUAUUCCAACAUCUUGGACCGACUCGGCGUUUCCAUCAUGCACAGUGCGCAAUGAAGCCGGCCACAUCACACUCCAGGGUUGGUUAGCGCAAUGGAGCAUGACAACCUUCGAAGAGCCCAAGACGACACUCGAGUACCUUGCGUACCUCGGGUUCGAAAGCAACGACCGAAGCGGCACGACGAGUGCAUUGAAGCAGACAAAGGCCAGGAAGAGAAGAAACAGGCCUGCGCGAGUGGAGCGCAAUGUCUUCCUAGGCUAUGUGCUAGGCUCAAGCGGCAGUGGGAAGAGCGCGUUGUUGUCGUCAUUUCUGCAACGACCGUUCACGCAAACGUACCAUCCCACCAUCAAACCUCGAUCAGCAGUCAACAGUGUCGAGCUCAAAGGUGGCAAACAAUGCUACCUCAUCCUCGAAGAACUCGGCGAGCUGGAGCUUGCGAUCCUCGAAAACCAAGCCAAGCUGGAUGCUUGUGACUUGCUGUGCUACACAUAUGACUCUUCUGACCCGGACAGCUUUGCACACAUCGUGGAGUUGCGGAAGAAGUACCCUCACCUGGACAAACUACCUGCGGUAUACACAGCAUUAAAGGCAGACCAAGACAAGACGAUGCAGCGAUGUGAACAGCAGCCUGAUGAGUACACGAGCGCGUUGCGCAUGGCCCCGCCCCUGCAUGUUAGUGCGACGUGGAGCAGCAUAUCAGAGCUGUUCGUUCACCUGGCUGAGUGUGCGACACACCCAUCGACUGCGUUCCCGAAGAACGAAGAUGAGGGUGGUUACGAUAACAUGAACUUGUAUCUGGCGCUGGGCGCUGUUACGUGCGUUGUUGCGUCGGCCGUCUUCAUCUGGAAGAGAAACAGUGCAUCCUCAUGA